UUUUUUUUUUUUUGGUUGUUCUACCUGCUGGUAGGUCCGCCCGCCGUCCCCACCACCGUCCCCACCAUGGGCCUGGAGCUCUACCUGGACCUUAUGUCCCAGCCCUGCCGCGCAGUCUACAUCUUUGCCAAGAAGAACGGCAUCCCCUUCCAGCUGCGCACGGUGGAACUGCUCAAAGGCCAGCACUACACUGAUUCCUUUGCUCAGAUCAACCCCCUGAGGAAGGUGCCAGCCUUAAAGGAUGGAGACUUCACCUUGGCCGAGAGUGUGGCCAUUCUGCUGUAUCUGAGUCGCAAGUACAAGACCCCUGACCACUGGUAUCCCCAGGACCUGCAGGCCCGGGCCCGGGUGGAUGAGUUCCUGUCCUGGCAGCACACGGCCUUGCGGAGUUGCUGCUCACGGGCCAUGUGGCAGAAGAUGAUGUUCCCUGUUGUGAUGCGUCAGCCAGUGCCCCAGGAGACGUUGCUGUCCACUUUGGCUGAGCUGGACAGCUGCCUGCAGCUGCUCGAGGACAAGUUCCUUCGAGACCAGGACUUCCUCACUGGUCCCCAAAUCUCUGUGGCUGACUUGAUGGCCAUCACAGAACUGAUGCAUCCUGUCAGUGCUGGCUGCCAGAUCUUCGAAAGCCGACCCAAGCUGGCCGCAUGGCGCAGGCGUGUGGAGGCCGUGGUGGGGGAAGACCUCUUCCGGGAGGCCCAUGCAGUUGUCCUGAAGGCCAAGGACACACCUCCGCUGGACCCUGCGAUGAAGGAGAAGUUUCAGCACUUAAUGCGGCUUUUGUUGCAGUGAGCAGCUGGCCUGGGCCUGUGAAGCCACCAAGGGAAGGGCUGGGUUGUUGGAAUAAAGCAACGGGGCUGGGGCUGGGGAUUCAGCUCAGCUGCACAGCGUCUGCCUGGCAAGCGCAAGGUUGUGAGCUCAGUUCCCGGUACCAGAAAAAAUAAAUAAAUAAAUAAGUAAAUAAUGCCACAGGACUGCCUGACUCCUUGUGUGUGGGUUGGACAUGUCCACAGGUCUCUGGUCCACAGUUCCCUCCAGACAUCAUGGUGCCAUUCCGUUGUGUCCUCCCUCAUCUGACUUCCACAUCUGACUUCCACAUGCCUUUGGGGAGAACUUUAGUACAUGCUUAGGUGGCCUUGUCCCUCUUCUUUUGAAACAUUCCACACAAAACCCCCAAAUGAUUGUAAAAGUCAAUUUAAACUAACCAAUGCUAUCUGCUUCUGUAACUUCGCUUGCAAAGGCCCGCCUUUGUGGUUUUUGGGUUUAAAAGCCGGACUUAACCCCAGCUCGGCGCUCUCUGUUCCUGCGUGUUCAGUUAGCCCCACGCAUGCCUGGUAAAUAAACUCCCCUUGCUUAUUGCAUGAGA
Messenger RNA from Chinchilla lanigera (long-tailed chinchilla), 1363 nucleotides. Its product is annotated as glutathione S-transferase theta-1-like. Bases 67 to 789 code for a protein of 240 amino acids. The record is from RefSeq and is a predicted model, not a curated record. Gene Ontology annotation, biological process: glutathione metabolic process. The transcript is spliced from 5 exons. Gene Ontology annotation, molecular function: glutathione transferase activity. Lineage: Eukaryota; Metazoa; Chordata; Mammalia; Rodentia; Chinchillidae. Gene Ontology annotation, cellular component: cytoplasm.